Patiria miniata (bat star) is the source of this 3376-nucleotide messenger RNA. RefSeq lists its product as uncharacterized. The coding region runs from base 306 to 788 and encodes 160 amino acids. The transcript has 4 exons. The record is from RefSeq and is a predicted model, not a curated record. Lineage: Eukaryota; Metazoa; Echinodermata; Asteroidea; Valvatida; Asterinidae.
CAGACAAAUACCAUUGAUUUUCAUUUUUGUGUGUACCGCACCCCGCGUCGUGUAUGUGCGUGAAAGAGAUAUUUUGGUAUUCAGUGAAUAGAAGUGUCACACAGUGCUCAGAGUGCAGCAAAUUUGAACCAUUUCAUUGAUUUUGUGCCAAGCCCAUGCUUGAAAGCUAGAGAGUCGACUAUAGAAACGACAGCAGACGGACAGAAGCAGGGGUUUGCUCAUAAUUGAGUUGUAGAUCUCAGAAUCGGAGCAGUUCUCCUGUCGUGAGACAAGAGUCAUUCAUUCACAGGGAUCGAGGGAGCACCAUGGCGCAGUACGAGUACUGCGUACAGGGAUUGUCCAAGGUUUGCCAAGGAAUUCCAUGCGAUGUCAAAGAUAUUCCAAAGUUACCCAACAUUGCUGAAAUCUUCAAGACUUGUCCAGUUCCUGGUCUUCAAGAAUCCUGCUUGUUAUUGAUCUUACUGCUCCUUAUUCCCAUAUCAGCUGCAUCGAUGUUUGCAAUGCGUAGGUAUAUUCUUCUUUUAGUUAAAGGACCCGGGGAAUGUAGUCCCAUCAGUAGUGAGACGGCACAACAAUUAGUGCCACUGAACACUAAAUCUGCUGGCCUAGAAUCACAGACAUGUCCCGUGAAGGAAACCCAGGGGGGUUCAGAACCUGCAAGUGGGAAGCAUACGAGUGGUGCAAUGAGUGGUGCAACAAGUGCUGGAGAGGGAACGGUAGACUUGGGGAAUGAAUCAGACACAGGCAAUGUGAGCCCUGUCGUUGAAUCUAAAACCCACCCUGUAUGAAAGGAAACAAGCCGAGGUAUGGAGUCAACGAUUAUGGAAAAACUUGGAGCAUAAAGUCGAUUUUGAAAUUGGCUAGCUGUAUAGUACUCAUGGUCUUCAUGAUUCUAUGGAAUAAAUGAAUGUCAUGGAGAGAGACAACAACUAGGACUUGACACAGAUUUAUUAAUUCUUUUCCCUUUCAUAAAUACUUUUUGUAAGUCUGUUUUGUAUAAGUUACAUGUAACAGACAACUUUAUUUCACUAAUAGGCAAAAGAAGAAAUUAUUCAGAGAAGGUUGAAGUCUAGCACUUAAUUUCUUUUUUUACACAAACACCUGUAACAUGGUUGAGGGUGGAUAACUGAUAUGUGCUCCCAUGGCAAGCAUUUAUCUCACAAGCUCGCAAACAGCACCGAGUUGUAAACUGUGUAUAACCUGAUAUAUGAUUGGAGGCUUUGCAUGGUGGGGUAUCGGUAUCGUUUCGGUUUGCGGUAACACCACGUGGUAUAACCUGAUUGGCUUAAUCGUGAUUUAUAUUAUUCAUUGAAAUUGAAUUCAUCAUACAUGUGUUCUGAUAUAUACAUACGUACAUAUGUACAUGUUGCGGUUGUGCUGUAUAUUUUUUUUUUUCACUUUGCAUUUGCAAUUCUCUAUUUUUAAAUUACUUGUGGAGUCCACGUUGAACUCGAGUUAAGGCGUUACAGCUCACUGAAACUUGAAAACGUAUGGUAAUUGUUAGUCACAUGUAAGGGACCCACUUGUGUUUCCCAUGCAAAAAAAAUUGAUAGGUUUUUAUAAAGAAAUUUUGUUGAAAGAUCGAAAGCAUUAAAAAUUAUGUUUUCCUUUGAAUUUACUUACAUAACACCAUUUUGUCUAUUUGGAUGUCAAAAGCAUUUUUAUAUGAGUAUCAUUUAUUCAGAUUUUACCGCUAUAAAUCUUGUUGUAUUGAGCGAGCAAUAUCUCAAACUUGAACUGAUAUAUUUAGGCCAAGAAGUUAUUUCCGCAUUACACUUGCACAAUUGUUUGUUUGAACUAAACAUUAAAAAAAAAAAAAAACUAUUAACAUGGUUAAGGUAAAGACAGAACAUUGGUGCUGAAAGUUGAAUUAUUAAAAAAAAAUAUUAUUUUAUUUAUUGGAAUAAUUUAUCUAGAUUGAUCAAAUUGUUACUUGAUUUCCAAACAAAUUCCUCUGUGGUAAAUGAUUUAAAGAAAAGUUGUCAAACAUUGUAUGAAAACUGUUGGAUCAGAUUUUGCCUAACAAUUUUUUUUUAAAUAUUAAAUAUUUCCUCUGUGCAGCUGAAAAUUGUUGAAAACGCUUUCAGGAUUAGUUUUUAUCAAGGAGGAUUGAUGAUCAAGUGAGAUGAGUCAUAGUUUUUGGUUCAAGACAUAUUCAUAUACUGCUGGUCCCCAACAAGGGCAGCAAAGCUGCCGUGGCAGGAGAGGGCGCUAUCAAAUCUAGUCUUGGGAACGAUGGCAGAGCUACCAGGAUAUUCCAAGCAUACCUCACGCAUGCAGUAUUCAAGCUAUUGCAUGCGCAUGAAGCAUGUUGGAAAUUACUGGGUAUCCCUACCAAAGUGCCUUUUUGAUUCAUAUUGUUGUUAGUGACCCCUGCCACUGUGACGGCUUUGCUUGGCUUGAACCAAGACUAGUUAAGAAACAUGUUGGCAACCUUGAAUUUCAAGCACUCAGUGUAUAAAUAUCACUUUCAUAGCGGAAACACACUGCUGUUUCUGUUGAUUUUAAUCAACAUUAUUUUCCUAUUCACCUUAAGGCUGAAGUUAUCAUUUAUGUAAUGUAGGGUUGAAUUAUUUAAACUAAAAUAAGAAAAAAAAAUUAAAUCACAUAGCUAUUACUUGUGCAAACUGUUUUGGUUUGUUUGUAAUAGGUUGUUUAUUGUUUUGUUUUUAUUCAAAUAACCAGAAGCUGGGGUUAAAAUCACAUGGAAAACAAUUGCUGUGGCACCUUAGCAUUACGUGAAACAUGCUGGGUUUGAAAGUGAGUUGUAUUUUAUCAUCAGAUAUAAAGAAUUAAAAAAAGACAAUUUUCCAUUUUUUUUUUCAAACCUGAUGUACACUUUUCACAAGGCAUACUGUACAUAUACGUUAAUAAAAAAAAUUAGAAUGUAAAAUUGGUGUUUGCUGCACAAAAAUUCUGUUUAAAAACAACAUAUUGAUCUUUUUGAAUGUAAGAAUGGUAUUUGGUAGAACACAUAAAAUCUGCAAUGUGUUUAUCAUGUGUAUCAUGUGCAUGUCUAUAUAAUUCUAAUUGUUAAAUGUUUAUGUUACACUUCAAAAGUGCAUAACAAAACAUUGUUUACUGCUUUUUCCAUUUAUAUUACUGAGUAAUAGAGCUUUAUAAAAACUAAAAUGUCUGUGAUUUUAAGUUUAUCAACAUCUUGUGAAGUCUCAUAUAUCCAUGUUCACCCUUUCCACCUCUUGAGAAAUGUAAAUGUUUAAUUCUGUUCACUGUGCAAUAUACAUGCGAGGGAUCUACUGUGCAAAAUCAUUUUGUGCUAGUUGGCAAUCACACUAAAAACCUGUAGUUUUUCAUUGUUGAAAGUACCAUGUGUGUCAUGUGAUGAAAUAAAACGUUUGCACUUUGAGCUGAGAUC